This is a messenger RNA of Cadophora gregata, 711 nucleotides long. RefSeq lists its product as uncharacterized. The transcript is spliced from 3 exons. Bases 1 to 711 code for a protein of 236 amino acids. Lineage: Eukaryota; Fungi; Ascomycota; Leotiomycetes; Helotiales; Ploettnerulaceae. Gene Ontology annotation, molecular function: FMN binding; oxidoreductase activity. The record is from RefSeq and is a predicted model, not a curated record.
AUGUACCCAUAUCCACCCCCAGGCACUUCCACGCAAGUCAAUUAUAAGAAUUUCCCACCAGAAGAGCUCAGCAUCGAAGGAAUCAAGACGCAAAUAACCGACUACGUCGUAGCUGCGCGAGCAGCUAUUGAAGAAUGCGGCUUUGAUGGCGUAGAGUUGCAUGGUGGAAAUGGAUAUCUUCCAGAGCAGUUUCUCAGCAGCAAUAUUAACGUGCGAACUGACGAGUAUGGAGGAAACCCGGAGAAGAGGUGCAGGUUUGUGCUCGAGGCUAUGGACGCGCUUGUGCAGGCUGUGGGAGAGGAUAGAGCAGCAAUUCGCUUGACCCCAUUUGGACUUUAUAACGACGCGAGAGGCAUGCAGAGGAUGAGGACCUGGGGAUUCCUAUGCCAAGAGCUGAAAAGAAAGCACAAGCUAAGCUAUGUACAUUUCAUUGAGCCAAGAUACGAGCAGGUGCAUAGUUUAGAGGAGAAGAAUAAGUUUCUGGAGUCUUGGGGAAUGGAGAAUGCAGACUUAAAGCUCUUCAGAGACAUUUUUGGGGAUACUCCAUUCUUCUCUGCUGGCGGGUGGAACGACAAGAAUAUUUGGGGUGUACUUGAAGAGGGGACAUAUGAUGCACUUGCUAUUGGGAGGUUCUUUCUCAGUACACCAGAUAUGAUCGAAAGACAUAAGGAAGGCUUACCUCUGAAUGAAUAUGAUCGCAGUCGAUUUUAA